UUCAGAUCCGCUCUCCAAUUUUAACGUCCGAAGUCUCCAACACCACAACAUUGUCUAACUUUAUACUCUUCAUUUCACCGAUUGUGUCUUAAUUAUUUCAUAUCAGGGGGGCCUUUUUAAAUAUGGCUUGUAAGUUUUCCCGUUCUCCCACAAAUUCCACACAAAACGUGGUGUACAUGUAUCCAAUGUCAUAAUGAAUCUGCCAUCCUCGACUGCCAUCAUUUCCAUCUCCAUAUCUUCUUGUACAGUCUCCAGGCUAUAUAGAGUGUCAUGAUCUUCACUCAAAUCACUCUUCUGUUGCUACUUUCUUCCACUCACCACGUACUUUGGCACACAAAUGCUCUCUGAGCUGGCCUCAAUCGACCGGUGUCAUUCCAUCGCCCUUCAUCGCGAGAUUGACGUCAAGCACACGAGAAUGCGCCGAUGACAUUCAGCAUGCCGUUGUUGCUGUGUUCUCUGCAAUCGCGGUGUAUAUAUAAUCGCCGGCUCUUUCCUUAGACAUUCGUGCGAUUGUCAGAGUUUUCACUACACACAAUCAUGAGUUCAUAACGUUCAUUGUAGCUAAUAUCGUCGUCGCAGCCCCGCAGGAUACAAUCGAAGUCAUGAACUCGAUGUCCCCGUUACAUAUGUCCAAUGGACGCGAUGAAUUAUUCGCAAGAUCGUCGCCGUCGAAUGAUGACGCUCCGGGCGAAAGCGAGUCCGAACUGUCCGAUGUUGGCAACCCUACCGUCGACGAACCCUCGCCGGCCCCCUCAAACCGCCAACCCGAGUUUGGUGCUCAAGAUUCCGAUGCCUCUGAGGAGUCGUCGCCUGAAGAUCAGGAACAAUCCGAUGACGCAGAUUUUGAUGAAGAAGACACACCUGCAGCAGCAGCUUUCAAUGGCCAACGAUCGGAGCGUUCGAGCACUGUCGAGUCAUCGCGUCCUGCUAAACGCAAGUCAGGAGGCAUGGAUCAGGAUCGGUACAUGCUAGAGAAUCCAGAACUAUACGGCUUGCGAAGAAGCGUAAGGCAUUUUAUCUUCCAUAUACCCGGAAACUAAUGCUAACAAACUUUUGUAACUAUAGGCGCGUCCAGUACAAACUCGGACUAUUGUAUGUCGUCCGGAUUUAUCACAUUCCUUUGCAGCAUGUAAUACAGUUAGAUAUAAGUACUGAUUAUUAUAGGUCGAGUCUGAUGAGGAGGAAGAGGAGGAUUCCGAUGCAGUUGCAGUUCAUAGAAAUAAGCGUAGGAAGCCAGAGCGUUCCCAACAAUGUAGGAGCCUUCCUUGCCAUGAAUAAAUUGGCUGUCGCAGAAUGCUAACGUCGUACACAGCUUCCAAACGCCAGACGCCAGCUCUGCAAUCUGCAACUGCUUCUGAUACAGACGAAACCGAUACCUAUGGUAGCUUACGAGCACGAAAUACCACCAAAAAGAAUCGCCGUCGCCAACUAGAAUCCGGCAAUCUCGCUCCGCAAUACCAAGAGAAGAGGUGGAACAGCCGACGUGCUGCACAAGUCACGACUGGUGCUUACCAAGAAAGUGAUCCCGACCUUGAGGAUGAAUCUGAAAUGAUGACACCAAAUCAAUGGGCAGAAGAUGUUGAAGAUACCUCGCCAUAUAUUGAUGUCGUCUUGAAGCACAAGAUCAAAGAUGCAAAAGACGCAAAAGAUGAAGAGCUCACCAAGGAUGAUUUUGACUACUACAUCAAGUGGCAGGGCAAGUCGCACUGCCAUGCAACCUGGGAGACCACAGCAUCUUUGGCGGGCGUUCGUGGAUUCAGGCGCCUCGAGAACUACUACCGAAAGAUUGUCCUCGAGGAUAUUUAUAUGACACAAGGCGCCGAUAUACCGCCAGAAGAGAAAGAAAAGUGGAUGCUUGAUAGAGAGCGCGACGCAGAUGCUCUAGAGGACUAUACAAAGGUUGAGAGAGUUAUUGGCUCGCGAGAAGGUGAUGAGGAAACCGAGUACUUCAUCAAGUGGAAGGGUCUUUACUACGAAUCUUGCACAUGGGAAACUGCUUCAUUCAUUAGCGAGAAAGCCCAAGAUGCUAUCGAUCACUUUUUGGAUCGCAGCUCUAGAUCUUUGGUCUCGGACCGAAAAGAGUCAAACCCUGAUACCAGAGGUCCCCAUGUUCCAAUUCGUGAACAACCAGACUACAUAAAAAACGGACAAUUGCGGGAUUUCCAAAUUACUGGUGUCAAUUUCCUGGCGUACAAUUGGUGCAAGAAUAAGAAUGUUAUUCUCGCUGAUGAGAUGGGACUAGGCAAGACUGUUCAGACUGUUGCAUUUAUGAAUUGGCUUCGCAACGACAGAGGCCAAGAAGGGCCACAUCUCGUCGUAGUUCCUCUGACUACCAUUCCUGCUUGGGCUGAUACCUUCGAUAAUUGGGCGCCAAGUCUCAACUAUGUCGUGUACAAUGGUAAAGAAUCUUCACGCCAGGUCAUUCGUGAGUAUGAACUACUGGUCGAGGGAAACCCCAGGCGUCCAAAGUUCAACGUCCUUCUCACUUCUUACGAGUAUAUUCUGGCAGACUCUGCCUUCCUGGCGCAAAUCAAAUGGCAGUUCAUGGCGGUCGAUGAAGCUCAUCGUCUGAAGAACCGUGAAUCUCAGUUAUAUGUAAAACUGCUUGAUUUUAAGGCUCCCAGCCGUUUGUUAAUUACCGGCACCCCGGUUCAAAACACCUUGGGCGAGCUCUCUGCCCUCAUGGAUUUUCUCAUGCCAGGCGAAAUGGACAUCGAAGAUGAUAUGGACCUAACUGAUGAAGCUGCCGGUGAAAAAAUUGCAGCACUUACCACCAAAAUCCAGCCAUACAUUCUCCGCCGCACAAAGCAGAAAGUGGAGAACGACUUGCCACCGAAAAGCGAAAAAAUCAUUCGCGUCGAGCUAUCAGACGUUCAGCUGGAUUACUACAAAAAUAUCCUUACUCGCAAUUAUGCCGCCUUAAACGAAGGUUCUAAAGGCCAAAAGCAGUCCUUGUUAAACAUCAUGAUGGAACUCAAAAAGGCUAGCAAUCAUCCCUACAUGUUCCCCAAUGCAGAGGAGAAGAUUUUGAAGGGUAGUGAGAGGCGGGACGAUCAGUUGAAGGGCUUGAUUGCCAGCAGCGGGAAGAUGAUGCUCCUUGACAGAUUACUCGCCAAACUAAAAAAGGACAACCAUCGCGUUUUGAUUUUCAGCCAAAUGGUGAAGAUGCUUGAUAUCCUUGGUGACUAUCUUCAACUUCGUGGCUAUCAGUUUCAACGCCUUGAUGGUACUGUUGCUGCGGGCCCAAGACGUCAAGCCAUUGACCAUUUCAACGCCGAGGAUAGCAAUGACUUCUGCUUUCUUCUCUCCACUCGUGCUGGAGGUCUCGGUAUCAACUUGAUGACCGCUGAUACUGUUGUGAUUUUUGACUCUGAUUGGAAUCCUCAAGCUGACUUGCAAGCCAUGGCUCGUGCACAUCGUAUUGGGCAGAAGAAGCCUGUGAGCAUUUACAGACUUGUCUCGAAAGAAACUGUCGAAGAAGAGAUUCUUGAACGUGCUCGCAAUAAGCUGAUGCUAGAGUUCAUUACCAUACAGCGAGGUGUGACCGAUAAAGAGAAAAAGGAGCUUCGCGAGAAAGCUGCCAAGGCCGGUAAAAUUGAUGAUCCCAAGUCUUCCGACGAUAUCUCUCGUAUACUCAAAAAGAGAGGCCAGAAGAUGUUCGAACAAUCCGGAAACCAGAAAAAGCUUGAAGAGUUAGACAUUGACUCUGUCCUCGAGAAUGCCGAAGAGCACCAGACUGAAGUACCAGAAGGUAUGGUUGCAGAUGGUGGCGAAGAUUUCCUUAGGAGUUUCGAAUAUACCGACGUCAAGAUUGACUUGGAAUGGGACGACAUUAUCCCAAAAGAUCAGUUGGAGGGAAUCAAAGCCGAGGAAGAAAAACGAGCUCAUGAAGAAUACCUUGCCAAGGUCGUGGAAGAGAAUGCGCCGCGUAAGGCUGCCAUGAAGAACACAGCUGAGGUCGAGCGAGAGCAACGUCUUGCCAAGAAGCGUGAGCGUGACCAAGCUAAACAAGAAGAGCUCGAGGAAAAGAGGGAAGCUCAAGCAAAUCGUUUGGACCCGAAGCGCCCUCUCAAUGAGAAGGAAACAAGAAACUUGAUGAAAGCUUAUCUUCGAUACGGAUCAAUGGAAGAUCGUGGUGAAGAACUUGUAAAGGAAGCCCGGCUUGUGGGGCGCGAUGAGGAAAUGAUGAAAGCCACAUUGAAAGCCCUUACCGAAGAGAGCAGCAGACGUCUAAAGGAAGAGAACGAAAGGGUCGAAGCACUGGAGCGUGCAACCAAUAAGCCAUUGACCAAGAAGGAUAGAAAGGCAGUAUUGUUUGACUAUUCCGGAGUAAAGAGAGUCAAUGCCGAAACCAUCAUGGAACGUCCAGGCGAAAUGAGGAUGCUAAGAGAUGUUGUCGGAAGCACUCCGGAUUUCAAAACCUUUCGCGUCACCGACGCAUCCAAAGGUGCCCAUUACUCAUGUGAAUGGGGCGCUAAGGAGGAUGGAAUGCUUCUUGUUGGGAUCCAUAGGCAUGGCUACGGUGCUUGGACUCAGAUUAGAGAUGAUACCGACUUGGGUCUUGGGGACAAGUUGUUCCUUGAAGAACAUCGUGUAGAUAAGAAAGAAGAAAGAAGCAAGGCAGAUGAAAAGGUCGCCAAGGCUCCUGGGGCUGUUCACUUGGUCAGGCGAGCAGACUAUCUUCUAUCUGUCUUGAAAGCCAAGUACUCUGAUAAUCAAGCUGCCAAGCGUGCCGUGGAAAACCACCAUCGAAAUAACAAGAAGCACGAGCGGAACGGAUCCAGAAGAUCCGAGCCAAGAGGCUCUGUUUCUGCUUCUCCUGCCCCGGCAAUCAAGAAAGCAUCUCGACCAUUCGAUCACAACAGUCGUGAUCGAGAGCGAGAUAGAGCUCGUGGCCACAACGUUAGUGAUUCGCGUGAUUCUCGUCGAGAAAGCGGAGGCUAUGGUUCCUCAACGCCUGGUAUGAAGAGGAAGUAUAGCGAUGGAGACGAUGAAAAACAUCUAGAACGUCGUCCUAAGUAUCGCAAAUCCGACAACGGUGAACCGGAUCAGAACGAAAUGCUCCGUAAACUUUUCAAGCCAAUCAAGGAAAGCCUUCGACGUCUCCAAAAUGGCACAGCCAAAAACAUUCCGAACAAAAAGGAACGUGCUGGGGUUUUGAAAGAGGAGCUGUAUAGUACUGGACUAUUCAUUGACUCUAUCACUGCGCCUAAGAAAGAUGGAUCAGUUGACAAUAAACUGAAGGAUAGCUUGUGGUUAGUUUCGUGUCUUCCAAAUUUUAAACAGUGCAUUUGCUAACAUUUUCUAGGGAAUAUGUAAUGACCUACUGGCCUAAUCCAGGACAAUCCACGCAAGCAGUUGCGUCUAUGUACACGAAAGUCAGGAAGGAAAGGGUAGAUUCAGAGGCUUCAAGAUGAGAAUUUGUGAAGAUGUCAGAAGUGCUUUAAUCUCACAGUGAGAGGAUCUAAUGUCUUGAAGAAGGUUGCAUUGGCGUUUAGAUGAUGGGAUUGUCAUAUUUUACACUGGCUCAAAUUACGGCAUGGGUUGGCGUACGGUUGACUGGAUCAUGGGAAGGUCAAUGGUGGGUUGGAGUUGAUAAAACUCAUAGCAUGGGAGAAGGGGAAAUCAUUGUGCGAAUUGCACCGGCGUUUUGUCAAAAUCAAGAAACUUAUACUAGUUAAUUGAUAACGACACGACACGAGAAUGUACAUAAAAGUGCGAGCGAUGGAAGGUGUCGAGUACCUUUUACUUCUUAAGACUACGAUAGAGCUAGCUACUUAUACAGACAUUGAGACAACUGCGAACAAGUUUUGAUAGAUGUCAGAUCCGAGUUUGAUAAUAUGAUUCAAUAAGGGACUAAAAGAUUAGAUGGUAUUACCUAGAUAUCAUACAUGUCAUAUUUAUUACAGGAAUAGAGUU
Sclerotinia trifoliorum is the source of this 5919-nucleotide messenger RNA. The record is from the annotation of a GenBank genome assembly. Lineage: Eukaryota; Fungi; Ascomycota; Leotiomycetes; Helotiales; Sclerotiniaceae.